Messenger RNA from Raphanus sativus (radish), 1556 nucleotides. RefSeq names its product protein MODIFIER OF SNC1 11. Lineage: Eukaryota; Viridiplantae; Streptophyta; Magnoliopsida; Brassicales; Brassicaceae. The coding region runs from base 73 to 690 and encodes 205 amino acids. The record is from RefSeq and is a predicted model, not a curated record. Gene Ontology annotation, biological process: poly(A)+ mRNA export from nucleus. The transcript is spliced from 6 exons. Gene Ontology annotation, cellular component: nucleus.
UUUUUACAGACUAAAAAUCGAUCUUUGUAAGAAAAUAUCUUCUCUCGAUCCCGUUCACGUGUUUGUAUUCCAAUGGCGAGUAACGGAGUUAACGACACGGUUACGGUGGCGAACGGCCCAGGGAUUGAAAUCCCUAAGAAAAUCGUUGACCUCAACAUUGCGGAGACGGAUGAGAUUCUCGACGGAGAAGUCAAGGGACUAUCUGAUGUUUCUGGUGAAGCCGACACCAAGGCUAUUGGAUCGACGACUGCGGCGGCUGGGGAUGAUGUAUCUCCUCCGGCGGAUGAUGAUGUUCAGAAGAAGAUUCGACGUGCUGAGAGGUUUGGUGUUUCGGUUAAGCUAACCGAAGAGGAGAAGCGCAAUUCUCGUGCUGAGAGGUUCGGUACUGUAGCAGCAGCGGUGAAGGACUCACAGGGAACGAAGAAAGCAGAGGAGGACUUGAAGAAGCGAAAGGCUAGAGCUGACAGAUUUGGUGUUCCUCCAUCAUCAACCACUACUAAAGUUGAUAAGACUGAGGAAGAGGCGAAGAAGAAAGCUAGGCUCGCUCGUUUUGGGAAGGAUACUACUAAAGUUGAUUCUGCUGAGGAAGACAAACGCAAAGCUAGAGCGCUCAGGUUUUCGAAACCUGCUUCUGAGUCAUCUUCAGAGUUACCUGGCAAGGAGGCACUUGUUUCAGGAAACGCUGCCUAACGUUCUUGAAUAAAGUUUCUUCUUUUAGUUAGGUAGUUUGCUAAGCGUUAUGUAAUUCCCUCUCUGGCUGCUUGAUUGAUUCUCCCUUUAUUUCUGCAAUUAGAAGUCCGUCCCCGUGUGUAGUAUCUUAAUUAAAGUCGCAAGUUUGGUCGUGGUGGAACAAUGAUUCUCUCAGAUGGUUGGAAGCUAAGCAAGUUGUCACCGGAUGAGACCAUGAGAAAUCAACAAGUAACCUGUAGUUCUGAUUGUCUUAAAAAGGCAAUUAUCAAUGUGUUAGGACUUAGGUCCUAGGAAUUCUGAAGUGGUUGGUGUUGACUUUUUUUCCAUGUUGCAGGUGCUUGAAGUGGUAAGUGUAGAUUAAACUCAUGUUCGUACCAAGCUUGUUAGAAAUUACUAGUGUUGAUUGUUUUUGAGUUGUUGUGCCAAUGCGCUUUUCUUGAAAACCAAGCUUAAGUUGCUAGCUUAUCUAUCAAAGUAAGUGCUGGUCGUGUGUGCUUGAUUGCGAAUAUCGCGUGCAAAAUAGAUCCCAUUACCUUAUGUUCGUUGUUGGUUUUGCUUAUUAAUAUAUAUAAUAUAACCUGUCAAGCCACUACUUCAGAGUUCCUUUGUCAUGUAAGACAUAUCAUUAGAACACUAGAGGGUACUUGUUGGUUUCCAUAUCUCUGGUCUCUGUGGCAGUUGAAGAGAAGAGAGCCUCCUCAGACGCUGACUUUUUGUUUGGAUUCGGACUUAACUGGCUUUCUGAUGCUACACAAUUUCUCAUGUGUCUGUAAUAGAUUUUAGAUAAAACUUUGUUCAUACAUUUUGAAUCAAGCAGCCAGAUAUACUUUUAUGAAAGGGAAUGUAAUGUUUAGUUUUGCUUCUUA